GAACGCCAUUAUGAAAUUGCAGAAAAAUCGCUCAUACUACUGAUGAGAGCCUCGCUAAGAGCCUCAUCUUUGAGAGACUCGAUCUUCCUUGCUCAGCACACCCACACUUCUUUCCUAGUCGCCCUUUUUCUUCUCGUUUUCGCUGUAGGUAUUAUUAGCUAGAAAAAUGAUGAUCUGGUGCAGUCCCUUAUCGCUUAGCUCCGUGAUCCGGCGACUGUUUGGGAGCGGAGAGAUCUUGAGCGAUGAAGAACCUCUUAGGGAAAAAGGUCGUAAAAAUCUUCUAUUACAGGAGGAUUGCCGGUUUGUGCUGAAUAACUCCGAAUACCUCGCUUUAGACGGCGCACAGCUCCCGUGGAAAUGCCGCCAUCAUGAUACAGCGUUGGUCACGGUCAUAAAGAAACCCAAUGGUCAACACCUCAGCAAGCACUGGAUGAAACUCGAACUGGAGAGGUUGAGCCGUUGUGACGUGUACCAGCAAGACGGGUUUUUAAACGGGAUCCUCGUCACGAACGUUUCCAGUUGGAAAUCCUGGUUCCGCUUAGAGGUAACCCAGUACUUGCACAGUCUUGGAGCCCGAUGGUGCGAAUUUGUGGAUGAUCAAAAGAUUACUGCACUCCUUCGUCCUGGGCCGUAUCUUUAUAUAGGGGGCGUAUUAAAACCUGUUUUCCGCAUUCGGACCGAUAUCAACAAUGCCUUCCAAGCUGCCGUGUACCCUACGACCACGGUCUGUCCCGGGGCUGAUCUCAGUCAAUUUGUAUUCAAGCAGCUUCCUACUGCAAGCUUGUACCAGAACAGCCUCGGUAUUGCAACCGCUCCCAGGUCCUGGUAUGAUCCAACAUCAGGCGAGAAAGAACCGCUACGCAUUGCUAUAAAGGACUGCUACUUCCUGAAAGGGAUGGAGAAUUCUCUAGGAAAUAGGUCAUACUAUAGUUGUUCAGUACAGGCUUCUUUCACGGCUUUAGUGGUGCGGCGACUCCUAGAGGAUAAUGCUCAGAUCCUCGGCUUCACUAAGCUCAGCUCAAUGAUCUCCCGGGAAGAGCCUAUGGAAUCUGUGGACUUCCACGCGGUUUUCAACCCCAGAGGCGACGGGUACCAGUCGCCGGCAGGGAGUAGCAGUGGGAGUGCAGCUGCUGUCGCGGCCUAUGAUUGGGUCGAUGCAGCUAUUGGGACAGACACUUCGGGGAGCGGGAGACGGCCGGCCCUGGUUAAUGGCGUGUGGGAAUUUCGGCCGUCCCAUAAAGGAUACUAUCUCGAUGGCAUGAUAACGACAUAUACGCAAUGGGACACCCCAUGCGUGUUUGCGAGAAGUCUGAGCACACUGACUAGAGUUGCUAGGGCUUGGUCCCAUAGCCGUGGGCGUCUUGCUGCGAACUAUAAGAUCGUCUUUAUCGCCGAAUACUUUUCGGCAUCCGGCAAGAAACAAAGAAACUGCAUUUACCACUUCGUCCAGGAUAUGCAGAAAUAUCUCUCUGCGCCUCUCGAAAACCUAUCUAUCACGGACCGAUGGGAAUUGACUCAUCCGCAAAACACGCCUAAGGACCUGAGAUGGUACUUGGACGGAGUAGUUGAAAAGACCUAUUACUAUUCCUUCUUUCACGCGACUGAUAAGUUUCGUGAACGGUUCGUGGACAAAAACCACGGAUCCGAACCAUAUGUCACUCCCUACGUACAAGAUCGGUGGCGCAAGGGAGAAGCGGUUUCAGAAGAAGAAUAUAAGGAAGCCGAAUCGCGUCUGCAGAUUUAUAAGAACUGGCUACUGGACAACAUAUUUUCUGUUCCGGAUACCAGUGUCUUGGUGGUGCUUCCAAUCCAGAAAAUAGAACCCAAUUACCGAGACGAGGUAAAGAAAUCGCCAACGAGCCAAUCUGCACUGGACGAACUGUUUCUUGUCUCGAUUCUCGGCUCGCCGGAUGUUGUUGUGCCUAUCGGGGAAUGGUCGUACCCAUCAAAGAUUACGGGCAAAAAAGAGUAUUUACCAAUUGCCGUCAACAUAGUAGGUGCGCCUGACACUGACCUCCAGCUCCUCGACGCGGUUGACCACGUCAUGACCUCUUCUGGAAGGCGGACAGAGGUGUUACCAGGCUCACGGAUGUUCCCCCACAGGAGUUAGAAGAUGGGCUAAACAGUGGUCGGGAUGUAGUUGCGCCUAUGUCCUCGCUUUUCUAUUAGGCUUGUUAGAUUAUCCCGCAAGCAAGCAGUGAAUUAUCAAGAUGGCGAACUUGGUAAUCUGGGUUACUCCAAGAUUGCCCAGCCACUCAGGGCUUUCGUUCUAACAACGAGAAGUGUAUACGCUUACUCGAAUUGGGUCUUACUGAUUUCUAAUUCAUUCAUUAUUAUGUCAGAGGACAUCUGUACGGUCGUGGAACGAACGAAUGGGAAGGUUUCCCAGGAGAACGGGUCGGGAUGUGGACAAGGGUAGUUUGAGGAUUGUCUUAGAUCGUCUCGUCCACGCGUGCUUGGGACUACUAUGUAGUGGAACCAAGAGCUGGAUAGUCAAUCGCUUACCUGUCAUUCGUUAGAAUCCGUACAUCUACUAUGUACUGUUGCUCUGGAGAUGGGUCCUGGAUUAUCGACCUAUUGAUGUUAGUAUCUACCUUCAGGAUGUAUGCAGGCCUAUGUUGCUAGCGCCAGUUGUCAGCCC
Durotheca rogersii is the source of this 2641-nucleotide messenger RNA. RefSeq names its product amidase signature domain-containing protein. NCBI's taxonomy places the organism in Eukaryota, Fungi, Ascomycota, Sordariomycetes, Xylariales, Xylariaceae. Bases 167 to 2110 code for a protein of 647 amino acids. The transcript has 3 exons. The record is from RefSeq and is a predicted model, not a curated record.